GCCUUGCAGGGUUGUACUAUUACAGAAAGAUCGCCUCAGUUUCCAUUGCAUCCUCCUUGACAACAGAGGCCACUAACAAACAAAUUAGCUUGAAGCUUCUGGCCAUGCGAAUUGCCUCACCCCCUAUAUUAGUUGAGCCAUCCAAGAAAUCUCUCUCGAAUGAUGGUGGUUAUGUGAGAGGCGAGCUGAUAUACAUGGUCAUGGAUGACCUGUCUGUGAGGCCUAAUUCAGCUGUUUUUGGUAUUACCAUGCUUAACCGAUUUGAAAUAAAGAAUAUCGUUACUGUUAAAACUAGGGGGGUUUGUUUAGGCACAAACGAGGCUUUCAAAUUGCUCAAGGCAUCGUUGUAGUCCAAGACUGCUUAUUGAUGUGGUCCUUGGAAACCAGGAUGAAAGAAUAAAUUACUGAGGUGUCGGUGAUGCCUGUGUCAUCUGUCUAUGUUAUUGCUUGGUUUUGCUCAUUUUAUGUCC
This is a messenger RNA of Rubroshorea leprosula, 470 nucleotides long. Lineage: Eukaryota; Viridiplantae; Streptophyta; Magnoliopsida; Malvales; Dipterocarpaceae. The record is from the annotation of a GenBank genome assembly.